AUGACGACAACCAACAAACAUCGUAUCAAGAAGCUCACGGCUGAAAAGGUGCAAGAGUUUCGUGAUGAGAUCGUCAAACGUGAUGGGCAAGUGGUAGACUUAACGAAUCGAGGUAUUGAAAGCAUUAUGAGCCUUGAAGGGUUGCAGACUGCUACCAAGCUGGAUCUAAGUCACAAUAAGCUCACGAAACUCUCGCAACUCAAGUCGGUGCCGCGCGUGACGAUGCUUAAAUUGACAGACAACAAACUUAGCAGUAGUAGCUUGACUGAGAUUCAAUAUCUCAAACACCUUGUCAUCCUUAAUGUCGGGGAAAAUCUCUUAACGCGAAUUCCGUUCGAGGUGUUACGUAACCUGCGUACGCUCAAGGCGCUAGUGCUCAAUAACAAUUCCAUAUCGGCUCUUGAUUGGAUACCGAAGCUUCCCGAACUAAAUUCACUUAUUUUAAGUAACAAUCGCAUUUCGCAGAUUCCGCAACGCAUUGUGGAUGGUCUUCCAAGUCUGAAGAAAAUAUCCAUCUCACAUAAUUUGCUCGAAGAGAUUCCAAAUUUAAGUCAGCUGACAGGGAUUACGGAGCUGCGACUAUCGCAUAACCGAAUCAAGACCAUUCCAGCACAUUUAGCACAAUUGAAAAAUCUCAAGGUGCUGGAACUAAGCCAUAAUCUUAUUGACGACUGGUCGGGUCUUGAAGCUUUAAGCUCACUUGAAAGCUUGCGGCAGUUAAAUUUAUUAGGCAAUCCCAUCUGCGGAUCAAAGCUUGAAGUCUCUACGAAAUUGGCAAAGGAGGACGGUAGAAAGGGUGUCACUGAUGGUAAUGAUGAAGACAGCGCAUUUGAUGUUAUUGGCACUGAUAGCAAAAAGAAAAGCUCUGAAAGCAAGGAGGUUAACAUUUCUGAAGAGGAACAACAACUGAAGAAAGCAAAGAAAUUGGAUGCCAAGCACAAGCAAUACAACUUUAAAAUGAAGAGGCUAUUUCCACACUUGGUUGUGCGUGAUGCCGCUCGUGUGCUCGAUAAGCGAGUACAUGGUUACGUUGCGCCACCUAAGGAGCUGAAGAAAUCGAAGGUAUCCAAGUCGGAAGAAGUGAAAGUUGUUGCAGGAAAGCGAAAGCGAGCUAGUCCCAAUACAAAUGGCGUAAAAGAAGUUGAUAUCGCAACAUCCAUUGAAGCUAAUGGCAAGGAUGCUGAGAAGCUAGAGACGAAAAGCAUUCAUAAAAAGCUCAAAAGGGAGCAACUAGCGGUGGACAAGCCGACUUCGGAUAUUGUUGCGACCUUUGAUUCCGACGAAAAAGCAGCAAAAUAUCUCGUAAAGCAAGUGAAGACUAACAAGCCGAUAUCUAAGGAUGUCAAUCAGGUAACACCUAAAAUUGACGCCAAGGCCAAGACAGCUGUCAAGGAUAAGAUCCGAAACGAUAAAAAGGACCUACGGCAGCCGAAGGAGAUUGCCAGUGGUGUAGUGGUCGUGAAAAAAAUUAAAAGAACGACAAAGAACAAAAGCGCUGUUUCCAAGCCUUUGGACUUGACGCAAAUUGACUUUACGCCUCAAGUCGAGAAUAUGGCGAGCAACGCAAUCGGCAGCUUUAUUGCAAAGUUUAUGGCACCCGUGAACAAGGCUGAGGACGAUACAUUGACACACUUGUCACAAGUAGCCGAGGGCGCGAAGUGGCGGCUAGAUAACGACUUGCCAGCUCACAAAACGGUUGGAUAUCAUCGUCACCACCAGUAUACGAGUCCUGAGGGAUUCCCGGAGCUAUUGCUAUCCAGGAAGAGAUCAAGACGCGCCCAUUUUAACUUGGUGAAGCUUCAAGUGGACUCUCAUGUGAAAAAGACACGAUGA
Plasmopara halstedii is the source of this 1833-nucleotide messenger RNA. Its product is annotated as Protein phosphatase 1, regulatory subunit, and related proteins. The transcript has 6 exons. Gene Ontology annotation, molecular function: protein binding. Bases 1 to 1833 code for a protein of 610 amino acids. The record is from RefSeq and is a predicted model, not a curated record. Lineage: Eukaryota; Oomycota; Peronosporomycetes; Peronosporales; Peronosporaceae.